Pistacia vera is the source of this 741-nucleotide messenger RNA. RefSeq names its product 60S ribosomal protein L31. The transcript has 3 exons. The coding region runs from base 159 to 521 and encodes 120 amino acids. Gene Ontology annotation, molecular function: structural constituent of ribosome. The record is from RefSeq and is a predicted model, not a curated record. Gene Ontology annotation, cellular component: cytosolic large ribosomal subunit; ribosome. Gene Ontology annotation, biological process: cytoplasmic translation. Lineage: Eukaryota; Viridiplantae; Streptophyta; Magnoliopsida; Sapindales; Anacardiaceae.
ACGAUUAUAGAGCUUUAUUAGUGUAUGCAAACUAGGGUUUUGUCCUUCAUUUUUAGUUCAGCUUUCGUCUCCACAUUUGCCUUUCUCUUCUCAGUGUUGAGUUCCUUCAACUUCAAUUCUAAGGUACGUGCAGUUGAAGAGAGAGAAGGAGAGUGAAAAUGGUGGAGAAGGUCAAGGGAAGAAAAGAGGAGGUGGUGAGCAGAGAGUACACCAUCAAUCUUCACAAGCGCUUACAUGGCUGCACAUUUAAGAAGAAGGCGCCAAAGGCCAUUAAGGAGAUAAGGAAAUUUGCAGAGAAAGCUAUGGGGACUAAGGAUGUGAGGGUUGAUGUGAAGCUAAACAAGCAUAUCUGGAGCCGGGGCAUCCGAAGUGUUCCAAGGAGGAUCAGAGUUCGCAUUGCUCGCAAGAGGAAUGAUGAUGAAGAUGCUAAGGAAGAGCUUUUCUCUCUUGUGACUGUUGCAGAAAUCCCAGCAGAAGGAUUGAAGGGACUUGGCACCAAGGUCAUUGAAGAUGAUGAAUGAAUCAUCAAUCUUUGUUUUUGAUGGGCAGGAUAGGUUUACAUGGGAUUUUGGCCAUUGUUUUAAGUUUUAUGUGGACUAGUAUUUUUCAUUUUCUGGUUUUUGUUGUUCAGAUUUUUAUUUUGACUUCGUUACUUUGGGUUUUACUGAACACUGUAACUUUAGAGUUUUACUUUGCCGUAACUUUGUUUGUUUGAAAAGGUAAAGACUGAGUUGCUCUUGC